UCGCACGACUCUUUAGUCCUACGCCACUUCGCAGCCCCCUUCGAUACCCCAAGCCAGUUCGCGGCUUGCCGUUUGCAUUCGCCGUCGCCCCUUCGAACGGCUGGGACUCCCUUCGACGUCGCCCCUUCUCCUUCGCCGCCGCCCCUUCGAACGACUGAAAAGAGCACUGCCUUCGUCGUCUCGCCUUCACCGUCGCCCCUUCUACUUCGGCCUGAGACUCCCUUCGCCUUCGUCGGCUCUAAUACCUUCAACAUUUCUGUAGUCCGCCCUCAACAAGAAAUGGAGGAUAUCUUUGAAUCCUCUCUGCAUUUGGAAGAAACACACUAUGAGGAAGGGUAUUCUGAUGGCUACAAACACGGUCUAGUCCUUGGCAAAGAGGAGGCCCAACAAGUGGGCUUGAGAGUGGGCUUCGAGGCUGGGGAGGAGCUUGGCUUCUACCGCGGUUUCAUCGAUGUCUGGAACUUUGCCAUCCGGGUCGAUCAGACUCGAUUCUCGGAUCGAAUCCAAAAGAUGAUCAAGCAGAUGGAGGAGUUGGUUGAGAAAUACCCAGUUUUUGACCCAGAGAGUGAGAGCGUUCAAGAACUCAUGGGUGCUUUGAGGCUCAAGUUUAGGGCCGUUUCCGCAACACUGGGCAUGAAAUUGGAGUAUAAUGGAUACCCCAAAAUGGGGCAAGAUCCUAAGGAGAUCGGGUUUUAAUUUGUUUCUUUUUGUGAAGUUUUAGCAUCUAGAAAUGCUGAUUUCAGUUCGCCUUUCACCGAGGAAUCAGGCAUUGAGAGAUAAUAGUUAGUUUACUCGGGGCUAUUAUUUGGUGCAUCCUUUGCAAUGUCCAAGUAUUGCUUCUCUGGUGAAACGACUAUGACUUCAGGUGUAUUGUAUCAUAUAUGUGUAAGGCGCAUGAGAAUUGGAGAUGUGCUUUUAUUUUUUUAUGUGGAUAGAAGCUUUUUGGGAUUUUGUGCAGAUCGACUUCCUGUUUAAA
Messenger RNA from Carya illinoinensis, 976 nucleotides. Its product is annotated as protein LTO1 homolog. NCBI's taxonomy places the organism in Eukaryota, Viridiplantae, Streptophyta, Magnoliopsida, Fagales, Juglandaceae. The record is from RefSeq and is a predicted model, not a curated record. The transcript has 2 exons. Bases 280 to 696 code for a protein of 138 amino acids.